AUGGCAUCCACGAGUAUUUCGGUUGAUGAGGACCAGUUCUGUUGUCCGGUGUGUCUGGAUAUUCUGAGGGAUCCUGUGACUAUUCCCUGUGGACAUAGCUAUUGUAUGGAUUGCAUUAAAGGGUUCUGGAGGAAGAACGAGCACAAAGGAGUUUACAGCUGCCCUCAGUGUAGACGGACUUUCAGUCCCAGGCCUGUAUUGGCCAGGAACACCAUGCUGGCUGACAUUGUGGAUAAACUUAAGAAAACAGAGAUCCAAGAUACUCUUCCUGCUCAAAGGUAUGCUAAAACGGGGGACGUUGAGUGUGACAUUUGCAUCGGGAGAAGACACAGAGCUGUCAAGUCCUGUACGGUGUGUUUGGCCUCGUUUUGCCAAACCCACUUAAAGCAUCAUAACGAGGUUAAUCACGGAAGGACGCACAAAAUCAUCGAGCCUACAAAACUACAGAAAAAAAUCUGUACUCAUCACAACAAGCUCUUUGAGGCUUACUGCCGCACUGAUCAGCAAUGUAUCUGUUGUCAGUGCGUGACAGACGGGCACAAGGGCCAUAAUACAGUACCAGCUGCAGAGGAAAGGAUUCAGAGACAGGAACAAAUGAACGAGGCAUGGAGGAGAUCUAAGCAGAAAAUCAAGGAGAGAGAAAAAAGGCUGAGACGUAUGGUGAAAUACUUAAAGCGAUCUGCACAGGCAGCGGAAGAAGACAGCGAAAGGAUUUUUUCCAAGAUGAUCCGCUCUAUUGAGAGACGGCACUGCGAGGUGAAAGAACUGAUCAGAGAUCAGGAGAGGUCUAUUCUGAAUCAGACCGAACGGCUUCUGGAACAACUGGAACAGCAGAUGGCAGAGAACAGGAAGAGAGAAGCAGAACUGGAACAACUCUCACAUACAGACAAUCACAUCUAUUUCCUUCAGAGAUGUAAACCGCUCAGUGCUCCUCCUGACCGGGGGGACCCACCCAGUAUUGAAGUUCAUCCAUACUUUUCUUUUACGAUUUUGAAACGAGCACUCACCGAGUUCAAAGAACGCGUUAAUGACCUAUGUGACCGAGAAAUAGCAAGAAUAUCAGAUUUAAUUCAAGAGGAAGAGAAACUGCCUGAUGUAUCAAGCCCACGCAUCUCUGCCCAGACUGAAACAGAAAAAGCAAAUACCACGGACGCACCCCAAACCGAACCCAAAACCAGAGCAGACUUCUUACAGUAUUGCUGUGAGGUGACGCUGGACCCGAACACUGCCAAUUCCUACCUCCGUCUCUCUGAGGGGAACAGAGAGGUCACUACAGGCUACGAAGCUCAGCCAUACACAAAUCAUCCAGAGAGGUUUGCCAGCUGGGCACAGGUGCUGUGUAAACAGGGGCUCGCGGGCCGUUGUUACUGGGAGACAGAGUGGAGCGGCAGCGGUGGGGUUUCCAUAGGCGUGUCGUACAAAGAGAUCGCCAGGGACGCAGGGGGUACAGAUGGUAAACUGGGAUGCAAUUCAAAAUCGUGGAGUCUGGAUUUUUCUGAUUCUGUUUGCUCCUUUCAGCAUAAUAAGAAGAGCACAGAUAUACCAAUUCCUCAUUCACGCAGAAUAGGGACGUAUCUGGACCACGUGGCUGGAACGCUGGCAUUUUACAGUGUCUCUGAGACUAUGACCCUCCUUCACCGAGUUCAGACUACGUUCUCCCAGCCUCUUUACCCUGCAUUCUGGGUGGGACUGGGUUCCAAAAUUAAACUGUGUCCCAUUUUUAACUUCUAG
This is a messenger RNA of Chanos chanos (milkfish), 1731 nucleotides long. It is a transcript of the gene ftr87, whose product is annotated as finTRIM family, member 87. Bases 1 to 1731 code for a protein of 576 amino acids. The transcript is spliced from 7 exons. Lineage: Eukaryota; Metazoa; Chordata; Actinopteri; Gonorynchiformes; Chanidae. The record is from RefSeq and is a predicted model, not a curated record. Gene Ontology annotation, molecular function: zinc ion binding; protein binding.